AUGAAAUUUGACGCGUUUUAUGAGGAGUUGGAGGAAACUAUCUGCAACGAGAAGUCCUUCUACAAACUCGUUGUCGGAGACUUCAAUGCAGAACUACCCAAACCUAGGAAAGACCACAGAAAAGGAAAACAGCAUCAGAACAUUCGGAUAUGGACAGACACUGCUUUCACGUCUAAGAAUCUACUUACUACUCAAGGAGCCCAUGAAAGAUGUCCUCUGAAGUUUGAGCAAUGCACGCAAUAG
Messenger RNA from Necator americanus (New World hookworm), 243 nucleotides. RefSeq lists its product as uncharacterized. Lineage: Eukaryota; Metazoa; Nematoda; Chromadorea; Rhabditida; Ancylostomatidae. The record is from RefSeq and is a predicted model, not a curated record. The coding region runs from base 1 to 243 and encodes 80 amino acids. The transcript has a single exon.